AUGACUAUUCUCGAAACACCACCUCCCAACAUGUUAUCCUACUCAUCCACACCCCCAAUAUCUCCUCCUCCUGGCAAGCCCGCCUCUUGGACAUGGACAUGCCGCCACUGCAGAUCUACCUGGAAGCUCGCCGUCACCCGACGCUGCCUCCGCUGCAUAAAGACCAAGACUGUCGGCGGCAGCAAAAUGAUCGGUCGUUCUCACACGAGUCCGGAAAGACGCCAGCAUAGCAUUAAGAAGUAUCGCGGCACCCGACCAGCUGAGAACCACGAUUACGACCACUGGACCAUCCACAACGACUGGCGACGUUUCCGAUCUGCGUACAAUGCCGCCCCCGAUGAAUGGAGACGCCAGAACAAGCGCGAACUCGCUGCUCUGAGAGGCGAGAGGCGCCGGGUGAUGAAGGCACAGAUUGAGACCAGGCGACGUACCGAUAUGACACAACAGCGCCUGGAGCGAAUGCUGAGCAACACACACAACUGCGAGAUUGACUGCGACUACCCAAGCCAGUGUCACUCGGAGAGAUUCGAAGCCAUGAUGAACAGACCCGAUGAAGUGGUCGUUGGCACCAUGUCCAUGGGGAUUCCAGUGUAUGGCGAAGAUGGCAGGAAUGUCAACAAGCUUCCCCUAUGCGGCCUUAUCCCAGAAUUCGAUCAACAAAUGACGGACCCAGAGGAAGUUAACAACGAAGAUGAGGUCCUUGCAGCCUACGAAGAUGACGAAAAAGACGAUUGGUUUGUGACAUCACAAUUUUCCCCUGAUAGCAGCGACGAGGAUGAAGACGAAGAAGAAGAGCAUGACGAGGAGCCAGAAAAUGAGCAUGAAGAGAAACGCGAGGAAGGCGAGGACGACGAGGAAGAGUUUUGGGGCGUGCGACUUGUAUGCGCAUAG
This is a messenger RNA of Fusarium venenatum, 891 nucleotides long. RefSeq lists its product as uncharacterized. Lineage: Eukaryota; Fungi; Ascomycota; Sordariomycetes; Hypocreales; Nectriaceae. The record is from RefSeq and is a predicted model, not a curated record.